Messenger RNA from Rhagoletis pomonella (apple maggot), 1057 nucleotides. RefSeq lists its product as uncharacterized. Bases 30 to 650 code for a protein of 206 amino acids. The transcript is spliced from 3 exons. Lineage: Eukaryota; Metazoa; Arthropoda; Insecta; Diptera; Tephritidae. The record is from RefSeq and is a predicted model, not a curated record.
CACGAAUAAAUAGUUAUAGCACAAACUGUAUGAAAACUCUGAGUGACAGCGAUAUUAGCUGUAGCAAGAGCAACCGAAGCAGCAGUAGCCUAAGUAAAGCAAUGAACAGUGGAGAAGUUGCUCAACAUGACAUCAUAACAAUGAGCACUUUGAAAAGGGAGCAGCCACAGACAAAUGAAUGCACAAAUCACAGCAAUAUAAGCGUCGACAAGAUGCAGUCGCCGAAAACAAUUAGUGAAAUACCGGCUACAGCAACAAAAUCAACCGGAUUUAGUGCGGCAAUACAAAGGCUUAUAACACCAGCACCGGAUUACAAGUAUGGGAGCGAUGAAGCGCAUUGUUCGGCAGGCAGGCCAUUGAAUGUAAAAAUUUCAAAGGACUCAAAGGUUGAAUACGAGUUUGCUGAAACCCGCAAUGCAACGCUUUCGAAUACGACGAUUGCUACACCAAGUGGCAUCAUUCAACCCUCUCAACACAAAAAUGUCCCCCCGCUGACAGUCACUACGUCCAAAUCGUUGGCACAUGAUCACCAAAGACAAAUUAAAUCACUAAAUAUACGUUUUGAGAAUAUUUGCUACGGUGUUAAGACUGGAUUCUACAAAAGAGAUACUACCACACAAAUUUUUAAAGUCCGAUCACUGGUGCAGUAGUAAACAGGUGAAAGUGAUCACAGUGCAAGCGAACACGAAGACGAAGAUGGAAGACAUUGCGGAAGCAGUAAGCUUGAAACUGUGCGGUACUGUUCUCAAAGCGAAUCGCUUGCUGUGAUGAGUUGUUUAUAUUUUAUUUAAUUGUUUACAAUUGUGAAAAAACGCGUUUUUCAAGAAACGGCCAAAUUUUUGACAAAAUUUAAUCAAACGUAUUAAUUGACAAUCUUGUCCGUCUUGCCGUAAUACAUAAUACAAGUGGCGAAAUUCUCCAAAAGUUUUCCUACACAAAUUUAUUUCAUGAAUUGGUUUUAUUUAGAAACAAAUCUUCAUGUCAUUCAUGAUUCAACAACUACAGGUUGUAGCAAUCGUACAAAACCAACAUUUACCGUUGGUAUGAUCUCCUUGUG